This is a messenger RNA of Populus trichocarpa (black cottonwood), 1979 nucleotides long. RefSeq names its product dof zinc finger protein DOF3.7. The transcript has 2 exons. The record is from RefSeq and is a predicted model, not a curated record. Gene Ontology annotation, molecular function: DNA-binding transcription factor activity; DNA binding. Lineage: Eukaryota; Viridiplantae; Streptophyta; Magnoliopsida; Malpighiales; Salicaceae. Bases 738 to 1529 code for a protein of 263 amino acids. Gene Ontology annotation, biological process: regulation of DNA-templated transcription.
UAAACAAAUGGACAAUCCACUGUUGAACGAAGAUCUGACAAAGAAUUCUCACAUAAGAUUGAACCAGCGCUGCCAACUAAAAAAAUGCGAUUAAUACUACUCCCUUCCCCUUCCUGUUAUGCGUGUGGUGUAGUCAAAACAAAUUAACGCCCCUCUCUCUUGCUUUGUGUUUUUUUUCACCCUCUUUCCAUCUUCAUAAAGUGAACUCGCACAUAAAGCCAGCAUACAAACAAUCUAAAACAUUCUUUCUUGCACUAAGAACAGCUGCAGACAAAGGAGGUGAACACGAUCCUUCUUUCCCUUUCCCCCCCUCUCUCUCUGAAGUCAUCAGUUGCUUUUCUUUCCCCUUUUCUUCUGAAUUUAUGGAUGCUGCUUCAUGGCCACGGGUGGGUAGAUAUAUAUUUGUUUUGCCAAGUAUUAUAUAAAAUCUUCUUUGUACAAUUAUGAGUUUCUCUGGUUUAGGGAUUUUAAGGUUAUAUAUGAUCGACCAUGUUCCAGUAGUUUGUUUUGAGAGAUCGAAUAUUAUUUGUUGUUUGUCUGUUUUCUCUUUUUGUUUGUCCUUGAGAUCAUCUUCAUGCACAGUGCAGGUCCCUUCUAUUUGAAUUUUCUUUAUGGAAAGCCAUCUCUUAAUAAGGUUUCAAGAUUGCAUGGUUUGAUUACUUCGUUCAAUAUCGCUAUGGAUCUCCUUCAUCAUCUCAGUACUCUAGGGUUUGCAGGAUAUUAAACUGGCAAGACCCAUGGAAGAGAUGACAUCAAAUACAUGCGGAAGGCCUGUGUUAGAGAGAAAAGCAAGGCCUCAAGAGCAGUUGAACUGUCCAAGAUGUAACUCAACCAAUACCAAGUUUUGUUACUAUAACAACUACAGUCUCACACAACCAAGAUAUUUUUGCAAGACUUGCAGAAGGUACUGGACUGAAGGAGGAUCUCUUAGAAACGUUCCUGUUGGAGGAGGUUCAAGAAAGAACAAGAGAUCUACAUCAUCAUCAGUAGCAGCAUCUGCAGCUCCGUCGAAGCUCCCCGAUCUCAACCCACCAAACCUCUCACACUUCUCUUCUCAGAAUCCUAAGAGUGCCCAUGAAGGUCAAGACCUUAAUCUGGCAUUCCCAGCUAUGCAGGAUAGUCAAGGUAUAUCUCAUUAUACUGAAGUGGCCAAAACUGAAAAUAACAACUACAAUCAACAUAACUCUUAUUCUUCUCCCUAUACUUCAUCUCCUAUUUCAGCUCUGGAGCUACUAAGGAGUGGAAUUGCUUCUAGGGGUUUGAAUUCUUUUAUCCCAACACCGAUGCCAGAUUCAAAUACACUUUAUUCUUCGGGUGGAUUCCCUUUGCAAGAAUUGAAACCAACUCUGAGUUUUUCUCUUGAUGGGCUUGGAAGUAGAUAUGGAGUUCAAGAACAUAAUGGAAGGCUUUUAUUUCCUUUUGGUGAACUGAAACAGCUUUCAAGCACAAAUGAAGUUGAUCAAAACAAGGGACAAGGGACUUCAAGUACUGGAUACUGGAACGGAAUGUUUGGUGGAGGAUCAUGGUAAAAGAGAGAAGAAAGAGACAAGGAGCCCAAGAAACAACUAUAUCAUUCUUUCUUUUCACUCCUUUUCACAUGGUAUUGGGUCACAUGUUGAAAGCUGUUCAUGACUAACAUAUAUAGGACACAUAUGGUUUCUCUUUUUGCUUUGCUUUGUAUUCUGCUCUUCACUCUUUUGAGCAGUGUAAAAAUUUUGAAGCUCAUUUGGUUUUUGGCUUCAAAAAGGGUUCUUACUCGUAUAAUGUUUUCAAGAUAGAAGAAGAUUUGAAUAUGAGUCUGGGUUUUCUCAUGGCAGUAAGACUUGUAUUCAUAAAGUCUUCUAUCAGGAUUUGCACCUGCAGUAUAUUAUUGUAUUGAGUGUCCAGAGUUGGUUCGGUUAAGCUUUCAAUGUAUGCAAUGAGACUGAGAUUUGGAAGAAGUUUCAAGGAAAAAAAAAAUUCUAUCAGUUACAUAUCAA